Messenger RNA from Monoraphidium neglectum, 1239 nucleotides. Its product is annotated as Protein phosphatase PP2A regulatory subunit B. The transcript is spliced from 6 exons. The record is from RefSeq and is a predicted model, not a curated record. Gene Ontology annotation, molecular function: protein binding; protein phosphatase regulator activity. Gene Ontology annotation, cellular component: cytosol; protein phosphatase type 2A complex. Gene Ontology annotation, biological process: peptidyl-serine dephosphorylation. Bases 1 to 1239 code for a protein of 412 amino acids. NCBI's taxonomy places the organism in Eukaryota, Viridiplantae, Chlorophyta, Chlorophyceae, Sphaeropleales, Selenastraceae.
AUGGACCAGCGGGCGCCGCCCCUGCCGCGCGGCCCCGGGUUUGAGUACCGCUACCUGACAGAGUUCCAGUCGCACGAGCCCGAGUUCGACUACCUCAAGAGCCUCGAGAUCGAGGAGAAGAUCAACAAGGUGCGGUGGGUGCGCAGCCGCGGCGGCAGCAAGCACGUGAUCUCCACAAACGACAAGACCAUCAAGCUGUGGAAGGUGUACGAGAAGAGAGUGUCCAGCGUCACAGGGUUCAACGUCGACCGCAGCAGCGGCGGCUUCGCCCCCGGCUUCAGCGCCCCGCAGCCGCCCGCCGCGCCGUGGCCGCUGCGCAUGCCGACCGUCGCCGGCAGCGAGCUGCUGCUCGCAUCGCGCGCCAAGCGGGUCUACUCCAAUGCCCACGCGUACCACAUCAACUCCAUCAGCGUCAACAGCGACCAGGAGACGUUCCUGUCGGCCGACGAUCUGAGAAUCAACCUCUGGAACCUCGAGGUCACAGAUCAGAGCUUCAACAUCGUGGACAUCAAGCCGCAGCACAUGGAGGACCUGACGGAGGUCAUAACCUCGGCCGAGUUUCACCCACGGCACUGCAACGUGUUUGCGUACAGCAGCAGCAAGGGGUGCAUCCGGCUCGCCGACAUGCGGGGCGCAGCGCUGUGCGACAGGGGGGCCAAGGCGUUUGAGGAGGCGGACGCCAACCCGGGCGCCAAGUCGUUCUUCAGCGAGAUCAUCGCGUCGAUCAGCGACGUGCGCUUCAGCCGCGACGGCCGCUACCUGCUGUCGCGCGACUACAUGACCGUCAAGCUCUGGGACCUCGCCAUGGAGGGCGCCCCCGUGGCCACCUACAACGUCCACGAGCCGCUGCGGCAGAGGCUGUGCGACCUGUAUGAGAACGACUGCAUCUUCGACAAGUUCGACGCGUGCAUGAACGGCGACGCGACCCACAUCGCGACGGGCUCGUACGCCAACGGUUUCCGGGUCUUUGGGCCUGGCGGCGGCGAGGCGGCGCUCGAGGCGACGCGGGACCCCAUGCGGCGGCGGGUGCAGCCGGGGGCGGGCAAGGCGCAGCAGCGCUGGACCGUCCGCGCCAAGCACGGCCCCGGCAAGCGCGGCGCCGCCGCCGCCGCCGCCGCCGCGGGCGGCCUGGAGGGGUGCGGAGACUACGAGGCCAAGCUGCUGCACCUGGCGUGGCACCCGGAGGCUGAUGUGAUCGCUUGCGCCGCAUCAAACAGCUUGUACAUGUUCUGCGCGUGA